Messenger RNA from Pocillopora verrucosa, 3297 nucleotides. RefSeq names its product chromatin assembly factor 1 subunit B. Gene Ontology annotation, biological process: nucleosome assembly; DNA replication-dependent chromatin assembly. NCBI's taxonomy places the organism in Eukaryota, Metazoa, Cnidaria, Anthozoa, Scleractinia, Pocilloporidae. Gene Ontology annotation, cellular component: CAF-1 complex; nucleus. Gene Ontology annotation, molecular function: protein binding. The record is from RefSeq and is a predicted model, not a curated record.
GUUGUGAAUGUUGAUCACUCGUUCUCUUCCACAGUUUUGUUUGUUUCACAUUUGAGCUUUUUCUGUGUUUCUGAGCCCAAGUAUUCAACCCACGAUGAAAUUCGAUACUCCAGAAAUCGCCUGGCAUGGAAAAGAACCAAUUCUGAGUGUUGAUUUUAGCAAAGUGGGAUCAAAAUGGCGACUUGCAUCCGCGGGCGCAGAUAACGAUGUAAAGAUCUGGUCUAUCGUUUGCAGUGAUGGUCAAAAGACAGCUAUCGACUUUUUAGCAAAUUUGAGUCGCCACACAAAAGCUGUAAACGUGGUGAAGUUUUCUCCCAAAGAUGAGAUUCUUGCAUCAGGAGGAGAUGACUCCAUGAUUAUUCUAUGGAAGCUAAAUAACUCAGGGGAGAGAAACACCUGUGACACAUUAAUGGAUGCAGAUGAAAUACCAAACAAGGAAUCUUGGACUUUUCACAAGGCACUGAGGGGGCACAUUGAGGACAUUUACGAUCUUCAAUGGUCACCAGAUGGAAACAAUCUUAUUUCAGGAUCUGUUGACAAUAGUGCUAUAAUUUGGGAUGUAGUUAAAGGUCAGAAACUUGUAAUCUUGAAGGACCAUAAACAUUAUGUUCAAGGAGUUUGCUGGGAUCCCCUUGGCCAAUAUGUUGUGACAAAUUCAAGUGACAGAAGUUGCAGGCUUUACAAUCCCAACUCUCACCGCUGUUGUUAUAACAUAACAAAACUGUUGGUAAAUGGAUCUCUAAAGCCAACAGAAAAUGGAGAGGCAUUUAAGCAUGGGAAAAUGUUUCAUGAUGAAACCAUGCCCUCUUUCUUUCGCCGGCCAAGUUUUUCACCAGAGGGAUCAUUGCUUCUAGUCCCUGCUGGCCGGCUUGAAGUUGGUGAUCAGAUUAUCAACACAACAUAUGUUUUUACCAGAGGAUCUCCAAACAAACCAGUACUUUAUCUUCCAAGUCCUCAAAAGGCCACAGUGGCAGUGCGAUGUUGCCCCAUCCUGUUUGAAUUAAGACAAGUGAAAGGUGAUGGCAAAUCUGCAAAGAGUAUCUUCAAGUUGCCUUACCGGAUGGUCUUCUCUGUAGCAACAAUUGACUCUAUUCUGUUGUAUGACACUCAACAAGCAGUACCUUUUGGUUACAUAAGCAAUAUUCAUUAUGCUGCUCUCACUGAUCUUACUUGGUCCAGUGAUGGAAGUAUGCUUGUGGCUUCCUCUUCUGAUGGCUACUGUACCAUUGUCCACUUUAAAGAAGGAGAGCUUGGUGUGCCUUACUCUCUGUCAGUCAAACAAGCCUUAGAGAGAAGCAACUCCCCAUCACUGCAAACUUCCGAUACUUCAGGUAAAGUGAGCAAGAACAUGCGAGCAUCCUCACCCUCAGAGAAGGAUAAGAAUGAGGAAAAGUGUGACAAAACACCCUUGUCUACCAAGAAGGAGCAAUUAGGCAAGAUAAAAAAGUUUACAAUACCUAUGAAAAUUACACCAACCAAACCUGCCAGAAAGGUGGAUCCAAAGAGAAUCACUCUGUCACCAGCCCCUUCAAAGCCAAGGGCUGCAAAUCAAGUUUCUGAAGAGUUGAGUUCAGCAGCGUCCACCAGUGUGGUUCAAUUUUCCCCACCUGCUACAAACACUGCAGGACUUCAGCAGUCUUCUGCUGGUCCCAAACGGGUGACAUUGAUGCCAGCAAAAGGGCAAUUAAAUGGAAAUAAUUCAGGUGGUCAGAUGACACCAAGGCGUGUUGCGCUAUUGCCAGCAGCAAGUAACCAACCCAACAAGAGCUCUGCUGAGAUCAAACAAACAGCUCAGGUAAUACCGAGACGUGUUGCUCUGACACCUAUGGAAAGUACAUCCAAGCCUGAAGACAUAAAAGUGACAGAAACAAAGGAAGCAAAGCAAGUUCCAGAACGAGUACCAAAAUGCAGUACACUGGGGUCCAGCUCUGCCAAGGGGAACAUGCCCCCAGGUGAUGUUAGAACCAGGGAAACCAGUCUAGCACAGUCAUCCUCUCCAUCUCAAACUACAUCUGCACUUAGAAGAGUACCCCUUGUGACAUUGGCAACUGAUCUUGAGAAAGCCUGCACAAAGGGAUCAUCACAAGCAUCCCAACUACCUGGAACAUCUUCUACGUCAGACCGUAAAACUGUGGUUAAUGAAAAUGUCACAAACAAAUCUACAGAGCCCACUUUGAAACAGUCAGUGCUAGCAAGAGGUGAAAAAACUAGUAAAACUGACAACUCUGCGCAUAGGAGAAUAGCACUGACACCUGUUCCAAUCACAACCCAGACACCAUCCAUAACUUCUCUUACAGAUAAGGAAAACAGCACAAUCAACCAACCUCCACAACCUAGAAGGGUAAUGCUUACUACUCUUACACCUCAUGGAGGUGGGAACACUCAAGUUGAACAGCCACAGGGCAGUGUUACUAAAUGCCAGACCACAAGAAAACCUAUUCCCUUAGAGCCAAGAAUCAUUAUACUGGAUGACUAACAUGUAGCUAAAAAUAAGUUAACCCUUGAUGCACUGAUCAAUUGGAAGCUUUAACAUCCCUCCACUUCCUUGGGCAUUUGAACUUUUGAGGAUUGGUUUGUUCAAAUUCUCACUCUACAGGGCCAAAAUUAUGUCCAAAUGCCCUGCUCAAUGAUUUUGUGAAUUUGGAAAAAUCAGCAACUAUGACUUUCUGUUCAUUCAUCAAGCUUUAAAAACUAGACCUUGUAGACCUUUCUUCUUGAGCCAUUCAAUUGCAAAAGUGAAUUAACUCUUUAUCCUAACACACCUCCAUGUUUAGAGAUAUAACACUGCAGCCAGGCAAGGUUUAAAUUCCUCAAACCCCCCCCUCCCUCCCCCCCCCAGAAUUUCUUUCUACAAUAUCAUCAAAAAAAGUGAUGAGACUAGAGAAAACUAUCAAUAAGGGAUUAGUUGAUUCAGUACCUACUUCUCUGAACUAACGUUAUAAGAAUUGUUUAGCAGACAGUAAGGAGAAUUACUAAUAAGAUCUUGAGUGUGAAGGGGUUAACAGCAUUUGCCAUUUCAAAGCACACCAUCCCUUUGCAAGCAUUUUUGUCAUGAUAGGGUUUGGCUGCAGAAAAAUAAAUUUUUAACGCUGGGCUUGUGUUUAACGUGCAGGAAACCCUCUGAUGCUUGGUCUAUCUUUAAAAAACCCUUUUGGAUAUCACCCAUUCAGUGAAGGAAAAGCAGAAGAGAGAAAGCUAUAAUCAUGAAAAUUAUCAAUCAUCAAAUUUUGUUUACAUAAUAGGCGUACAUUGAUUGGUCAGUGGGGAGAGUGAAAAAAUGUAAAUGUUAAAAUUUUU